Stereum hirsutum FP-91666 SS1 is the source of this 996-nucleotide messenger RNA. RefSeq names its product alternative oxidase. Gene Ontology annotation, cellular component: mitochondrion. NCBI's taxonomy places the organism in Eukaryota, Fungi, Basidiomycota, Agaricomycetes, Russulales, Stereaceae. The record is from RefSeq and is a predicted model, not a curated record. Gene Ontology annotation, molecular function: alternative oxidase activity. Gene Ontology annotation, biological process: alternative respiration. The transcript is spliced from 8 exons. The coding region runs from base 1 to 996 and encodes 331 amino acids.
AUGUUCAACGAAGUUUGCCUUCUUGUAGGGGACUUAGCGGCCCGCCCUUCCGCCGACGCAGAACGGUCAACGUCUAAACCACCCACGGGAAAUACGACGGACGAGGUCCUAUACCGAGGAGACUGGGUGCUCUUCCAUCCUGUCUAUGCUCCUGAUGAGCUCAAAUCCGUUGAGGUCCUCCAUCGAGAGCCUACGACACUGGCGGAUCGUAAUGCGAAACGCUUCAUGCGGUUGUGUCGAGUUGGCUUCGAUAUCGUCUCUGGCUAUCGCCACAAGCCUAUCCCUCCGGAUGCUAAUAUGUCCCUCGAAGAACUUCGCAAGAAGGGUUAUGCCAUGGAUGAGCAUGCUUGGCUGAACCGUAUCCUGUUCUUGGAGUCGAUAGCAGGCGUUCCCGGAAUGGUUGCAGCGACAUGUCGCCACCUUAAGAGUCUACGACUCAUGCGUCGCGACUCCGGCUGGAUCCAUACACUUCUCGAGGAAGCGGAGAACGAACGGAUGCAUCUCAUGACGUUCAUGACUCUUCGUAACCCAGGCUGGUUCUUCAGGAUGCUGAUUCUUGGCGCACAAGGCGUCUUCUACAACAUGUUCUUCUUCUCAUAUCUCAUCUCUCCUCGUGUAUGUCACCGCUUCGUGGGCUAUCUCGAAGAAGAGGCCGUGAUCACCUACUCCCGUUGCAUCCAAGAAAUGGAAGCCGGACGGUUACCCCUCUGGAGCAAUAAACCCGCUCCUGAGAUCGCGAAGGACUACUGGCGCCUCCGCCCAGACGCGACGAUGCUCGACGUCAUCUACGCCGUUCGCUCCGAUGAGACCUCGCACCGCUUCGUGAACCACUCGCUCGCCAACCUGGGCAAGGACGACGUGAAUCCGUUCGCGUUGAGGGAGCCGGAUAUGCAUGUGAAGGGGAAGGUCAUCGAGUUCGAUAGGGACGUGGCGGCGAAGUAUGUGCAGGAUUCACAUGAUAUGCUCGACAAGCAGAAGAAGGCGGUGGAUCAUUGA